Dreissena polymorpha is the source of this 1034-nucleotide messenger RNA. Its product is annotated as interferon-induced protein 44-like. NCBI's taxonomy places the organism in Eukaryota, Metazoa, Mollusca, Bivalvia, Myida, Dreissenidae. The transcript has 3 exons. Bases 463 to 819 code for a protein of 118 amino acids. The record is from RefSeq and is a predicted model, not a curated record.
GGUAGUGAAUGGCGGGACAGUUGCCAGAUAAAUACAUGGAUCAGCUGGAGUCCUGGAUUGUCACGGGACCCAAGAUAUUCACCAUGCUCUACAAGAUAACGCUACAGCAUUCCAGCAGAAGUUUGACAACCAGGGACCGACUGUGACGGUGCUGUACAACAAACAGGACUCCGUGUACGGUGGUUAUGGGAGUUUGAGCUGGAACAGUAGUAAUGCUUGGAUUACAGAAGCAAAUGCCUUCCUGUUUCAACUAAAGUAUUCAGGCAGCGAUAAACACAAGUUUCAAAUUAAGAAUUCUACAUAUGGAAUGUAUGGACAUUCUACAUGUGGACCUACUUUUGGUGGCGGGAACGAUCUCUACACCUUCAGUAGCGCAGUCAACAGCUCAGGUGGCAAUUUCAUAGUUUUGGACACUCCUUCAACAACCAAGAUCUUACUUCUGACAAAGUAAACAAUGGAAACAUGCAAGUCACCGAGUUAGAAGUUUACUGUGUAACAGACGGUCAGCGGAAAAAUUCACAACCACAUCCAUCACAACCACCACACCCACCACAACAACCACAACCCUGGAGAAAAACUCCCGAAUGGACUGAAAAGUAUCUUAAGACGCUUACCGAGGACAUCGUAUCGUUCAAACCCUCCUGCGAGUUGGGACUGUCGGAUAUCCGUAUCCUAAUGCUGGGUACAGUGGGGACGGGCAAGUCCAGCUUCUACAACACCAUCAACUCAGCGUUCAAGGGUCGUAUCUCACAUAAUGCCCCGUGUGGGGUCGCUUCUAAUGGCAUAACAAUUGCGGUAUGGCAUCAGUGUAAAAUGUGAGAAAAAUAUUUGUUACCGACUGCGACUGAUUGGACAGUAUUUAAACAAUGAUUCAUCUACCAAUAGUAAAAAAUCCGAUAAACCAGGCAAUUCUAAGAUGUUAAGGAAACAUCGGAAGUUAAAUGAAGAAUAUAUAAUCAUGUAUUUUUUUUUAAUUUUCCAGCGCAUUAGACAACAUUUGAACAUAAUAUAUGCCAAAGGUAUUUUAGUUUCAG